AUUUUUUUUUGUUUAUCCGCCAACUGUUUGUGUUUCGUGGAUGGGAGUUUUCAACUAAAUUUUUGUUCGUGAUUUAUUAUGUGACUGCCCAAAGUAAAAUGCUGGAUUUUCGUCGAAAAUACAUCUUUACGUUGCUAGCCAUAGCAACAGCUUUCUUCCUCCUUUAUUCUUUCCUUAAAAAUACCCUUAAAUGUGAUCCCGUGAUUGCCACCUCUUCAGCUGAAGUAUUUAGUUCAAGUGGCGGUAAAGUUAUCUAUGCUAUAACACCGACCUAUUACCGGCCUGUCCAGAAGGCUGAGCUCACCAGAAUUGCUCAAACGCUUAUGCUUGUGCCAUUUGUCCAUUGGAUCCUUAUUGAGGAUGCCGCUGAAACGUCAACACUUGUCCGUAAUGUCCUCAAUCGCACAGGAUUGACUUCAAGGAGUACCCAAUUGAAUGCCAAAACCCCAUCGAAUUUCAAAUUGGGUCGCAAUGAUCCAAACUGGAGUAAGCCACGUGGUGUAGAGCAACGAAAUACUGCUCUUGCGUGGCUCCGGCAGCACUACCGGGAUCAUCCACGGCAACCAGGUGUUGUCUUCUUCAUGGACGACGAUAACAUCUACAGCAUUGAGCUAUUUCAUGAAAUGCAAAAGAUCUCCGAUAGCCGUGUUGGGGUUUGGCCGGUUGGGCUUGUUGGUGGUCUAAUGGUUGAGAAGCCCAUCGUAGAUGAAACUGGUACCCAUGUGGUGGGCUUCAACAGUCUAUGGCGCCCUGAAAGACAAUUCCCCAUUGAUAUGGCGGGCUUUGGAAUUAGUUUGGAUCUCAUCUUGGACAAUCCUGAUGCUGCAUUCAGCUAUGACGUGGAACGGGGGUACCAGGAAACAGCAAUCCUACGGCAUGUAACAACAGUGGAUAAACUACAGCCACUUGCCAAUAAAUGCCGCGACGUACUGGUGUGGCAUACCCGCACAGAAGCCACAAAGCUCGAUGGUGAGAAAUAUCUCAAGAAAUCCGGUGCAAAACCAUCAGAUUUUGGAAUGGAAGUGUGAUCAAUCGUGACAUAUUUUCUUCUAUUCAACACUGCUGUGAGAUUUCUUGAAAAAAUAAUCCUUAUUGCCAGUCUACCCAGUUUCUUUUAUAAUGCAAAGGUGACAAAGAAUGUGAAGUAUUCUUGCAACCAAACUGAUCUAUUAGGAAAAUCAAAGUUAACUGAAGUAUUUAAAAUUAGAUUUACUAUAUGAUUAAUGUUGUAUUGUAGAUUACAAAUAAAAAAAGGAAUCAAUGAAAAAAA
Molecule: messenger RNA, 1270 nt
Organism: Lutzomyia longipalpis
Lineage: Eukaryota; Metazoa; Arthropoda; Insecta; Diptera; Psychodidae
Gene: GlcAT-I
Product: galactosylgalactosylxylosylprotein 3-beta-glucuronosyltransferase I
Exons: 2
Coding region: 99-1028 (309 amino acids)
Biological process (GO): chondroitin sulfate proteoglycan biosynthetic process; carbohydrate metabolic process
Cellular component (GO): Golgi membrane
Molecular function (GO): galactosylgalactosylxylosylprotein 3-beta-glucuronosyltransferase activity
Source: RefSeq, a predicted model, not a curated record